CCUACUGCUACGUUAAACUAUGGAAACUCAAGAAAACCCUUGGGCAACCAGGCACCUACGUGUUGCUGUAGAGGAGUGGGAUCCAAUGAUUAUAGUUAAAGGAACGGACAAGUCCAGCCUCCAAGGACCCAUGGCUGACCUUCUUCGUUAUUUAGCAUCAUCAUUGAGUUUCAACUAUACACUUUUGAAACCUCUGGACAAGCAAUGGGGUGUUCCUCUGCAAAAUGGCUCAUGGACAGGAAUGAUUGGAAUGUUGCAUAGAAAGGAAGCCGAUCUUGGACUUGGACCAUUUGGAGUCAACUGGGAACGAUUCCAAGUAGUUCAGUUUUCUUUCCCAAUUUCAUUGGAGAGUAGUUCUGCUAUGGUUGGACAGCCAGGGAUGAUGAACCCCAUCUUUAGUGUAUUCUCUGCGUUUGACGUGAAGAUUUGGGUAGGAAUAUUCAUUUCCCUUGUGCUUGCAACGCUACUUAUGACUAUCAGUAUUCAUCUGAUAGAGGGCGACAGUGUCUACGACUUGCUUCGCUAUUUGUGGUAUUUUACAGGAUCUAUUGCUUACCAAGCUUUUCCCAGAACUCCAAGGCCAGUAAGCAGCCGUGUCCUCUUGGGAAGCUGGUGGCUUAUGGUUGUGGUGGUGAUGUCAGCCUACAGCGGAGUGCUAAUUUCCACCUUGUCCAUGCACGUUCGUGUUAAUCCUAUAGACUCGAUCAAAGAUCUUCAAAACCAUCCGGAAAUAAAAAUCAUUAUGGAGAAAGGUGCUAUCGAAGAAUACAUGUUACGG
Messenger RNA from Limulus polyphemus (Atlantic horseshoe crab), 778 nucleotides. Its product is annotated as probable glutamate receptor. The annotation marks the transcript as partial. The record is from RefSeq and is a predicted model, not a curated record. The transcript has 6 exons. Gene Ontology annotation, cellular component: membrane. NCBI's taxonomy places the organism in Eukaryota, Metazoa, Arthropoda, Merostomata, Xiphosura, Limulidae. Gene Ontology annotation, molecular function: glutamate-gated receptor activity.